This is a messenger RNA of Dibothriocephalus latus, 1206 nucleotides long. The record is from the annotation of a GenBank genome assembly. NCBI's taxonomy places the organism in Eukaryota, Metazoa, Platyhelminthes, Cestoda, Diphyllobothriidea, Diphyllobothriidae.
AUGUUGGAACACCUUCAACAGGUCGGACACAUGGCUCCGGGAAUUUUCCGGAGAGCCGGGGGACGCUUACGCAUUCAGGCUCUACGGGACUGUCUUGAAAAGGAUAUCAACUGGAACAGCUUUUCCGAAUGGCAGCCCUAUGAUGUAGCGGAUGUUGUAAAACAAUAUUUCCGAGAGUUGCCCGAAUGCCUGCUCACAAACAAGCUCUCCGCGAACUUAAUUCACAUAUACAGUCACUCGAAGGAAGCCAACUUAUCUCUCCUUCGGUGGGCCGUUAUUAGUCUUCCUGACGAAAAUCGAAUCGCCCUGCAAAGUCUCCUUUACUUCCUUAAUGGACUGGCAAAUCGAAGUUCCGUGACACAAAUGGGAUCUAACAACCUUGCAAUCUGCUUCACUCCAACACUUUUUCACCUGUCAAAAUUAUCACGUCGACGUCGAUGGGGCGAUAAUGUGAACGGCAGUGAGCCCCGCGAGCUGGAGGAACAAAAUGCAGCCCAGAAAUGUCUCUGUGCAAUGAUCACUAAUGCACUGGAACUGUUCAUGAUCUCUGAAGAAACAUUGGUAAAGUGUCACCUGGACGUUGACUAUACUCAUAUUCCCGUGCUGUCACGCAUAAUUUAUGGAAGCGAUUUGAAUUCCUGGCUACAAGAUGAGGUCGCAAGUCUAGUAAAAGAAAGCGCCGAAUCCAAAAGCCGGUCGGGAUGGACUGCCCUCUCGAAAGAAGCCCUAAAAUCCUAUACCAAUGAUUCCGGUGCUGGCGAGGAACUCGCGGGCUUCCAAAUUGCCUUCAAGUUGCCUGCAAAGAGACAGGGCGUGAUGGGGGCAGACAGGUUUCUGCGGACCUGGCGAUGUUCCCUGGUGAUUUCAGGUGUGGGUGUUUCCGAAGUGUUCGACAGAUUUUGGAAUCAUAGAGCGUCCUGGGAUGAAAAUGUCCUGCGGGCAGGCGUGUUAGAGCAGCUUUCGGAUUUCGUGCAGGUCCAGCGGCUUCUGUUUGAUGAGAGGGCUCCCCAACCAGCCAGAGAGUGUCGUCUACUGCGAGGCAACGCUCGUGUUCCCAACAAGACCGGUGCUAUAGCCAUCGUUAGCCAGUCGGUAAAUCACGGUAAUGUGCUGCCCGAGGCGCCGCCUGAACCGGUGUAUUUGUGCGCUGGAAUAUGCAAUGAUCCCUGCCAGGACUGUGAUGAGGAACAGAACACGGACGUUUAG